AUGAAGUCCGUUGUCAAGUACGCCUUCGCAGGUGCUACCUUCCUGCAAGUCCUUCCAGUCACUACUGCGCCGCUCCCCAAGCAGAAUGCAACUUUGGCUGCUCGCUAUAUGCUGGGCAACACAACUGAAACUAUCUUGCCCCGUAUGGAGACUUCUGGUGCACCAUUUGUUAAGCGCAAUGAAAUCUCUGCGGCACUAUUUGUUAAGCGCAAUGAAACCGCGACCAUCUUGCCGCAUGCAGCAAUCUCUGCUGCACCACUCGUUAAGCGCAAUGAAACUGUGACUAUCUUGCCGCAUCCAGCAACAUUUGAACCAUUAGCGAGACGCAAUGAGAUUUUAUCUGUGGUAAGACGCAAUGACACUUCAGCUACAACCUUUGUCAAGCGCAAUGAAACUGCGGUUCCAUCUCACGUCACCAUUGAAUGCAUUUCUGGUCAAUGCUCCGAGAAGGACCUGGCCACCCUAGCCCAGGUCCUCAGUUUGAUCGAAAAGGAUUCAAAGACCACCAAGAAUUGGAACAUCAGUUCCUUCAUCCAGGUUGUCGACGAGAAAGCAACUCACGAAAAGCGCAACAUUACCUUGACCCGUCGCCAGGACGCUCCCAAGUCCAAUGUCACCUUGACUGACGUCGACUUCGCCAAAAUCCAACACUGUGCUGCUACAGAAUGCUCCGACGAAGAGCUUGCCGCCAUCAAGCAGCAGCUCGAAGUUGCGACCAUACCAAAAUGGCUCUGGCCGAUCAUUGGUGGGCUUAGCAGAUUGAAGUUCAACUACGGGCUUGACUACGGCCUCACCCCGCCCAGCCCGUCUCUCUAA
Messenger RNA from Uncinocarpus reesii 1704, 816 nucleotides. RefSeq lists its product as uncharacterized. The transcript has 12 exons. The record is from RefSeq and is a predicted model, not a curated record. NCBI's taxonomy places the organism in Eukaryota, Fungi, Ascomycota, Eurotiomycetes, Onygenales, Onygenaceae. Bases 1 to 816 code for a protein of 271 amino acids.